Molecule: messenger RNA, 2925 nt
Organism: Penicillium cosmopolitanum
Lineage: Eukaryota; Fungi; Ascomycota; Eurotiomycetes; Eurotiales; Aspergillaceae
Product: transcription factor domain-containing protein
Exons: 6
Coding region: 1-2925 (974 amino acids)
Biological process (GO): regulation of DNA-templated transcription; DNA-templated transcription
Molecular function (GO): DNA-binding transcription factor activity, RNA polymerase II-specific; zinc ion binding; DNA binding
Source: RefSeq, a predicted model, not a curated record
AUGCACAACGCAAUGCUACAAUCUCAUGGCAUAACCUCCGGUGGCAUGGAUACGAUCUCCACCCCCGCAGUCUCCAGCUCCUCUGGGCGGAGACGAAGUCAAAGGGCCUGUGAUAUGUGCUAUCGGAAGAAGACGAAAUGUGAACUCGAUGACUUGAAUCUAGUCUGUGUACAGUGCACCCGGCGUGGCUCCCAAUGCGUCUUUCCUGGUAUCCAGCCACAGCCGCAGCCGCAGCGGGAGGAGCAACGGGAUAUUUUGCUUAUCAUCAACAGAGACAAAUACGUGCAAUCUUUGAAGACUCGCCUGGAGAAAGUCGAGGCGCUGCUGAAAAUGGCUGGUGUCCUGCCUGAGGACGACAUGACUAAUGAUCAUUUCGAUGAAGAUGAAGAUGAUGUUGGUGAUGAUUAUGUCGGCGGCGACGGCAACGGUGUUGCUCAUAAUUAUGAUUCUGAUGACGAUGGCUACCUAAAUGAUAACUGGGAGGCACUUGAUCAACCCAAAGGAUCUUCAGAAAGCACUUCCCGCCCUUCGUUUGAGUCAAAUACUUCAUCAGAGACUGGCCAUCAAUUGAAUAAACAUGAUGCCGGCGGUGACCUCGAGGGUACGCCCAUCUUCCGAGCGCAUAAUAGCGACGAUCCACGUUAUCUUGGAAGGUCCUGCUCAUUGUCAAUUCUUUCAAGAGGAGGCAUCGAGUGGAUCAAGAGCAAAACUGGCGAUCUCAGUUUCUUGCGUCUUCUCUCCACUGACUCCGUUCACGAUAGUCCGUGGGGCACGUGGCGGCCAGAUGUAUUUCACGAUCUCUUCGCCUCCCAGGUUUACCGACCUCUCCCAUCGCGAUUGGAGGUGUUCUCGCUCAUUAAUGACUACUUUCGGUCGGCGAAUAGACUGUUUCCGAUCUUCCAUGAGGGUUCCUUUAUGAAAAUGGUUGAGUGGCAAUAUACUCAGCAAACCUGUGACGACGCAGCGCGAUGGGCCAGUAUCAAUAUGGUUAUCUGCCUAGCAUAUGAAUUUCGAUACUCGAAUAGCUUGAAACCGGAGAAAGACCGUGAAAGGGCUCGGAUGUAUUUCAAGAAUGCCAUGUCCGUUUUCACAGAGCUGGCCUUGCGACGGACUGAUCUUUUGAGUGUCCAGGCGUUAAUGAGCAUGGCCUUUUUUCUUCGCGGAAACUCCGGCACCCAGUCUGCAAUGCCGUUCACCACCGCAGCCAUGCGGUCCUGUCAGCGAAUGGGCUUACACCGAAACAUCCACCGGCCAGAUUUGAGCCUCACAGAUCAGGAACAACGACGACGCGUAUUCUGGGUUGCCUUUACAGUGGACCAAAGUACAUGCCUAAGGGCUGGAAAUGCCCCAUCGCAACACCCCGAUGACUUCGAUGUGCCUCUUCCACAGGAGCUGGAGGAAGAGAAAAAGAACCCUGAGAUGGCCACCAGCAUCACAUUUUUCCGCCAACUUUGUCGAAUGUCAGUAAUCAAGAGCCGCAUUUUCUGUCGACUGUAUGCCGCCAAAGCAAUGCUGAAGCCUCCCCAUGAAACCUACAAGGUCGUGAAGGAACUACAUGCAGAGCUCGAAGAGUGGAGAAAGGACUAUCCUCUCGAAGCACCCGAGCGAAAAAUUGCUCAGACCGAUUUUCUAUUUGGCUUUGGAGCCAUCGGUCUCCACCUGGUUUAUUAUAAUGCCUUGAUCAUGAUUCAUCGAAUACCCCUCCUUCUCAGCUUCUUAAUAUCUUCUCGAGAGGAUGAGCCAGAGGAUCUCAAGUCUUUCAGCAAGGCGAGAGCGUCUAAAGCGGCUGUCAUUUGUGUUACUGCUGCGCGAGAUACGCUGAAACUCGUCAAUAAUAUGCCAUGGGGAGAUAUUGCAUGGAUCUGGUCCCUGCUAUACUACGUAUUUCUUGCCGCCGCAACCAUCUUCUCGAAUAUCCUCCGAGACACCCACUCCUCGUCAGUGCGCGAUGACCUCCAGGCUCUCAACAUGGCCUCAACAUUCUUCGCGACGCUCGUCCCGGGUGACGGGCCUGCCAAUUACGCCGGUUUCAUGGCCAAAGUCUGCGGGUAUCUGGAGCGCACCGCCCGGCUAGUAGUAGCCAAGCAUGAGAAACGGGCUCGCAGCCCAGAAGAUAAUGACCAGGCCCAGCACCCACCCACCUCAAAAAGGCAUCUCUCUUGCACGGCAUCAGCAUCGAAGCCCAAACCUCGUCCGCGUCCCACAACCCUGCGAACAUCAAUGAACACCGAUGCUGCAGGAUCCUACCAUUACCAAACGUCCGACACGCCGCGCGCCUCAAACCCGUCCGCAACAGCCAGCUCCUACAUGGCAGACUUUGGAAUUCCAGAAUCCAUCGAAGGCCUACCACCAGUCAACUCCUCGGGCUACGUCGUACCUAUGAGCCCCGGUGAAACCGACUAUUCCACUGCAACUUUCCCCAACCAACUACCGCCUCCCUCAAACUACCCUGGACUCGGCCUGAGCAACAUGAACCCCAACGCCUCCAACUUAAACGCAAUGCCCUGGCCGCAGACCCAGACCCAUCUACCCGACCAACAAGGGAACACAACCAACUCCUCCCCACUAGACCCAAAUCAAUCUCCUUUCUCCCAAACAAGCACUCAAAGCGCAUCGAUCCCAGAAUCCUGGCAGAUCCCUCUGACAGCGAAUUGGGAGUAUGGUGAUAAUCUCUGGUCAGGACUCUUCCCCACAGAAGCAAUCGCAGCAGCCGGCACAGGCCAGGAAAUGCCCAUGCCGAUCCUCGACGCCGAAUCAUUCCUAAACCAGGGCCCGUCGCAGAAUGACCUUCACACAGCAACCAUCAAUCCGGAACUCCCCUUCGGUACGGAUAGUAUGGAUUACUCGCAGAUGCCUUCUGCUGCGACGCAGGGUUCUAAUCAGGAUCCUGAUCAUUGGCCGCAGGGGUUUUUGGGUCUUUUUUGA